Messenger RNA from Porites lobata, 1810 nucleotides. NCBI's taxonomy places the organism in Eukaryota, Metazoa, Cnidaria, Anthozoa, Scleractinia, Poritidae. The record is from the annotation of a GenBank genome assembly.
AUGGCAAUCGUGCUGCCGAGCGUUUUGAGUUUGAAUUUUAACUCUGUUCUCGAAGAAAGUCUUGGAAUUGGAGCGGCUUGGAAUGUCGCGUGUAUUGCGCACUGAACAAGUCAGAGUGAUUUCUACACUGAAAUAAGGAGAAGAUUUGCUCACAGUGCCGCCUACUGGAUUUGGAAAAAGCCUGAUUUUUCAGCUCCUUGUUUGAGUGGUUGAAUGUUUAACUCGUGUGUUUUGGUCGUUUGUCCCCUAAAAGUAUAAUUUAGGACCAGUUGGCCGAAGCCACUUCGCUAGGUUUGAAAGCAGUCGCUCUUGAAAACUGCCGCUUGGAUGACAUCUCAAGCGGAAAAUGCCAGAUCAUUUGCGGUUCCCCCGUAAAAGCUCUUCCUUGCUUGACCAAAGAAGACCGAUUCACCCUUUAACCAGCAUCUUUGUGCGAUUGUGGUUGACGCAUCCCACACUGUGGAGACUUGGACCAGUCAAAGGUUUGUAUAUUUUUGUUCUUGUUCUUUCAAGCGACAUGUUUAGAUGCGUUUUCUUGUGACAAGGGUUAGCUCACAUUGAAUCGGUCGACCUUCCUUCUCUCGUUUCAACUCAGGUCUUCAAGAAACGGAAAAACAGAUGCCUUCCAUGCAUCAUUCGGAGAACUUGGGAUGCUAAGUUCUUCUUGUAAAACAAGUAAGCAUAAGCUUUUUGGUAUCAGAAGUAUAUACGGUAAUUUUUUGGCAUGGUACACUUAACUUGGUGUGCAUACUGGUUUCAUAGCUUGCGUCAGGAAAUAUUUUUUUGAAUUGUGAGAACUGCCACCCAAAUAAGUGAAACAUAAAAAUAACCGCAAAAAACAAAGCAGAUUGAAACGGAUUGCGAUUUUGGUGAAUGUAACAGUUUUUGGAUUUUGUAACGUUUUCUAUAAUGCUUGGGAGAUUUGGUUUGACACAAAGCCGUGGUUUUGACCUGUACACGUUUUUUUUUUCAAGUUUCAUAGCGAAUUAGGAUGCUUAACUGGCAUUACAAAUGAAUUCCCCCAGUCGUGUCUUCUACCUCUGAAGAGUCGAUAACCUCGAUAGCCCAAAAAAAUUAUAAAAUUUUAUUAUUGGGCACAACUUCUAGUAAGCAAUAUCUGAAAUAAUUGCCUUCCCUCCAAUAAUCACCCCUUUUGGUGCGAAAAAAAACAACAAUCACCCCCAGCUAUUAUUCGAGGAAAUACGCUACAUUUGCUUUAAUUAAACCAAGUGACUUUUUUUGGAAAGUAAACGCAGCACUGCAACAAAAUGUCUUGAUCAUCUGACUUUAAACCAUAUAACUUACAAUAAGCUUAUACAUUGUAACACUUCUCUUUCAAGGUACUCCUGUUGGUGCAUUAACGGGAACAGCAGACCCAACAACUCGCGAAACAAUAAAAAAAGUCCUGAAUCUGUCAGAAAAUGCAGAAGCUAUUUAUGUGAGUCCAAACCGGUUAAAUUUACGGUUUUCAGUCCAAAAAUUGAAAAAAGAGCAACAGUUAAGAAAACUCGACGGGCUUGUUGACCUUGUCAAAAAGGAGGAGAUCAUCACCCCAAAGACAAUUGUGUUCUGUAAUGCAAUGGACGAGAUUGCCGUCAUUCUGAACCAUCUUAUGUCUCAGCUGGGGAAGAAAGUAUUUUUUCCUAACUGUUCGCCUGUAAAGGACAACUGCUUAAUAGGAAUUUAUCACUCUAAUUCCUGGCAAAGUAGCAAAGACAGAGUGAUGGAACAGUUCAAGUCUUGUAGUGUAAAACGUGUGAUUAUUGCUACCACAGCACUCUGCAUGGGUGUCAACUUCCCAGACGUUUGA